UGUCGGUGUUGAUGAAGAGCACGUGAGGAGGCAGAGCAGCCUCAGAAGUUUCAUCAGCACCGACUCUUCAUGGAGACUCUUCAUCCCGGGACACUCGCAGCGGCUCAUGUCUGAGGAGGACGCAGGACACACGGACCACAUUUCUCUCGAUCGUCGGUGAAAAAUGAUCCCGGUUUUCUUUCUGCUGUUCCUCUUUGUCCGGAGCGCGGAGCUCCGCCACCUCCACCCGGAGUCUCACCCGGGGCUGGAGGAAGCAGGGGCAGAGGAGUCCUUCUCCCCGGGGAGGACGUCCGCGGACCGGGCGGAGAGCUUGAGAGAUGCCGACCUGAGGCGAGUCGCCCGCGGGGCUAAAGACGGGGGCUCCGGGAGGAGAGACCCGCACUCCUCGAGUGGUCUCGGGCAACCGCGGCGUUACGACGACCCGAGCGGCUUCUUCACCACACCGCGGACCGACCGGCGCAGCGCCGCCCCGCCGGGUAACCUCUCCUCCGGGUCCGGGCUCCUCAACCCGCUGCUCCCGGUCUCGAACGGUGCCUACUGGGCGUACGCGAUCAUGCUGCUCGCUCUCGUGCUGUUCGCCGCGGGCAUCGUGGGGAAUCUCGCGCUCAUGUGCAUCGUGUGGCACAACUUCUACCUGAAGAGCGCGUGGAACUGCGUCCUGGCGGGAAUGGCUCUGUGCGACUUCUCGGUUCUCUUCUUCUGUCUUCCGGUGGUCGUGUUCCACGAGCUCACGUUCAAGAGGCUGCUCGGAGACCUGUCGUGUCGGCUCGUGCCCUACCUGGAGGUGACGUCUCUCGGAGUGGCAACGUUCAGCCUCUGUGCCCUGAGUAUUGAUCGUUUCCACGCUGCCACCGGCCCCGGGCCCCUGCAGACGCCGAGAGUGGAGCCCUGCCAGUCCAUCCUCUCCAAGCUCGCCGUCAUCUGGGUUGGCUCCAUGGUGCUGGCUGCCCCCGAGCUGCUCCUGUGGCAACUCCUCCAGGAAACUGUCAGCCUGCCAUCGCUCCCCACUGACCUGCCGCAGAGCCAGCCGGCAGGCUCGCUGAUGUCGGCAUUCAGAGCCCGAACAGAUGCAUUUAAAGUGGAUAUCUGUGUUCGGGAGCCGUCUGCGGAGCUCCCAGAGAGCAUCUACUCUCUGGUGCUGACGUACCACGAGGCCCGGAUGUGGUGGAUCUUUGGGUGCUACCUCUGUUUGCCACUGCUCUUCACUCUGGCCUGCGACUUAGUCACGAGGCAAGUGUUGGCCCAGCGUCUGCUCCAGAGACCUGAUGGCGACAAGGUGCCCGGCAGGUGCUCCUCCUCCUCCUCUUCGUCUUCCUCCUCCACAAGGAAAAAGCCACAUGUGAGGGAGCAGCGGCUGCGCUCCACUGUGAUGGCGCUCACCAUCUUGUACAUCACAUGCAACCUGCCAGAGAGCAUCUGUAACAUCACCCUGGCAUACAUCUCCAUCCCAGAGUCCGCCGUGCUCCCGGCCGUUGUUCUGCCAGCGCUCAGCUUGAUCGGACAGUUCCUGUUGUUCGUGCGAUGCUCCGCGACGCCGGUGUUGCUGCUGUGCCUGUGUCGAUCGCUGGGCCAGGCCUUCAUGGACUGCUGCUGCUGCUGCUGUGAAGAGUGCCUCCCCGAAGGCAGCUCCUCCUCGUCGGCAGCCGCCACCUCCAUCCUCUCCUCGCCCACUUCGCCCUCUCCAUCGUCCCUGUGUCCUUCCAGCAAAGAGGACACGAUGAAGGGCCUGUUGGGGACAGAACCGGCUGUCUGCGACCGGGCUAAAGACUCUUCAGUAGCUAUCGGGACGCCGUGCUGAGACUGAACUGCCACACGUGGAACUUUAAAGGAUGGUUUAGGUUUAUUAAAACUUUGUUCUUAUUUUUAAAGUUUUGUGCAUCAUUUAUAUCAGUUAUAACAACAUGGCCGUCAGGAGACUAAUAGCCGAGAUGGUCACCGAGAAGAAGUCGGACAUGUCAAGUGUAAUAAAAUGUCAGAUGAUCAGAUUGGAAACAAGCUAAAAGUGAACUCAGAUUACACAAUAAGGCCAAAAGUAUGUGGACGAUCCUGUCUGGUUCUCUUCCUUCUUGGUUUUGAGCUCCUGAUUCCAAAACAUCAUCUUUAAACACCAACAUUCAACGUCCCUCUGUAUUAAUGUCACCACGUGUCUGUGAACCCGUCGAGUUUGUGUUGCUCUGUGCCCGAUGCAUGAUUAUCACAUGUUUUCCCUGAUGACAGACACAUGCAGUGUAAAGAAUCAAGACGAUGGACCAGCUGUCGUCACCAAACAUAACUCACAGGCUCGUGUCGGGUCUCCACUCUCUGAAAUAAACCUCAACAGCAGCUAGAGUGAGAAGAGUCUGUCAGAGUUGAAACUGGACGUAGGUUUGUGUGAGUGAAACUGUUUCUACACCUUCUAAACUUCUAUUUUAGUGAAAUGCUCAUCACAGUGAGAUUAUCUGAUUAAACGAAGAUCACGCAGGUUAUUUUCUCUCAGACAUUAUGUUUGCAGGCUGAUUCAUUUAAUGCACAAAACGACCUAAAUAAAACCCAAGCUGUGAUAAACUGGAAUAAUCUUUUAGUCUGUAUGAGCUCCUGGAGCAGAGACUAGAGUUAGAUUAUUGUAAAGAAAGUAUUGUUUUAAAAAGAAAAGGUUUGGAUUUAAUCCUGUUAUUAAAGGACUCAGUAGUUUAGCAGUUUUUUAUGCUACGUUUUACAUUUUGUAGUUAUUAAUAAUUGUCUAACACUCAUUCAGGAUAUUAGUUACCAGCUCUAAGUACUGUGAGAGCAUCACUGGAUAGUUUUGAUAUUUUAAAAUGGUGUUGUGGUUCAAACUGAAGAUGAAGACCUACUGAGACUGUGUCCAUAUAAACUGCUGUUUGUUUUUUUUACUGUAUUUUGCUGUUCAUACAUGGCUCAUGUAUGAUCCACUCACACGUGUCACGUGAGUCGGACGCCGCAGCUCCAGAUGUGUGAAAACACAUGUGGUUAAGAUACCGAAAUGUUUUCUGUGCAGACGGCAGCUUAAAAACCUGAUGAGAGAUAAAUCAUGAAGAGUCAUGGAACUAUUCAGUGUGAAGUGUUUUUUACUUUUAUUAUGUUUUAUUGUUUGUUUCAGUAAAAAUGUAGAUUUUC
Paralichthys olivaceus (Japanese flounder) is the source of this 3114-nucleotide messenger RNA. RefSeq names its product G protein-coupled receptor 37 like 1a (gene gpr37l1a). NCBI's taxonomy places the organism in Eukaryota, Metazoa, Chordata, Actinopteri, Pleuronectiformes, Paralichthyidae. Gene Ontology annotation, cellular component: signaling receptor complex; plasma membrane. Gene Ontology annotation, biological process: positive regulation of MAPK cascade; adenylate cyclase-inhibiting G protein-coupled receptor signaling pathway. The record is from RefSeq and is a predicted model, not a curated record. Gene Ontology annotation, molecular function: G protein-coupled peptide receptor activity.